AUGAUAUGUGUGUUCUUCUCUCUUCCAGCUACUUUCGUGGACAUCCAAUAUGAAGCUACAAUGUUGGGCAAUCUGACAAACGCUAUCCAUUUCAAAAUCAAAACCUAAUCAUUUGACAACAAUCAAAACAUUCCCCAAAAUUAACGCCUGCAGCCCAGAUACGUUUCGUAAUACCAUAUAGUCAUAUUUUGAUUUGAAAGAUGGCCGACAUCUUCGAAUUCUUAGAUAAUUCCACCCGGUCCGACAGCAACCAAACUGCUGACGUGAACUGGACGAUAUCCACGGCCACACGUCUGAAACAGUCGGUCCCGGUUAUCGCCUUAUUUGGCGUGUCGUACUUCCUCAUCUUCGCCCUCUGUCUGGUCGGCAACACCCUGGUGUGCUUCGUCGUCAUCAAGAUCCCGCGCAUGCGCACGGUGACCAACUACUUCAUCCUGAACUUGGCCGUGAGUGACCUCCUGGUGGGGAUCUUCUGUAUGCCCUUCACACUGGUGGACAACAUCGUCCUUGGUUGGCCGUUCGGUGACGCCAUGUGCCGCUUGGUUCCCUUCAUGCAGACUACUUCUGUGAUAGCCUCGGUCUUCACUCUACUGGCUAUUGCAGUAGACAGAUUCUACGCCGUUGUCCUUCCGAUGAAGCCGAAGCUGACCGUGAGCCAAAUGGCGAAGGCCAUCACCGCUAUCUGGGUGUUUGCCGUGUCCAUCAGUCUGCCACUCAUCAUCUUCAACCACGACAAGGAGUACCCAGACCAGGUAGGGAACGUGGUGUACCUGGUCCACCACUGUCAGGAGCAGUUCCCGGGUGUAGACGUCAGUAAGUACUACAGCCUGUCGCUGUUCGUUCUGUGCUACCUGGUUCCCCUCGGCAUCAUCCUGGUCCUCUACGUCCUCAUCGGACAUCGGAUCUGGUUCAAGGCCACGCCAGGGGGACAGAAAGCGUCGAUGGAGGCCCAGAACAUCGCCUUACAGAAGAAGAGGAAGGUCGUGAAGAUGUUGAUAGUGGUAGUGGUUGUAUUCGCCUUAUUCUGGUUGCCUCUCCACACCACCCUGUUGCUGAAUGACUUUGUUGUCCAGUUGACUGACGUCCAGAAACAGAUCAUGUACAUCUACAUCUUUCCCAUUGCCCAUUGGCUGUCAUACUUUAACAGUUCGGUGAAUCCGAUCAUAUACGGCUACUUCAACCCCAACUUUCGCGAUGCUUUUAAGUCGCUGUUUUCCAGAAAGGACGGGAAGGGUUCAGCAUCGACCGCACAAUCCCGGAUAAGCCGCUGUUCAUAAGUCAUUGUGUCAAACAUUCCUGUAAUUCAAGGCAGAGUUCACCUGUGAAACAGCCUAGUAAGCUUUGGACACAUUUUCCGAAUUCCUAAAACAAAUUGAAAUUUAUUAUUCUUUGGUCAACUCAUGUAAACAUCGUAGACAAACAGGGCUAAUCAUUUUGAAUCAAAAGCUUGAGAUAUAUCUGGAAAUAUGGACCAAAACAGUUUUGCCCAUUCCCAUGAUGCAACCAUUGUUUAUAUUAAACAGCGACACCCGUAUAAAAACCAAAGUUACAGAUUGACUUUCUUUUUCAGAUGGAAGAUACAAAAACACAGGCAAUGUAAAUCCUUUGUUGCCAAAACGUGCUGAAGUGUGUCAUUUUAUUCCGUGGUAACAGCUUAUGUAGAAUUAAUGGUUUACGCAGAAAACAAGAAUUAUCUAGAAAAUUUUCGUGCACAACUUUGCCCAAGUCGCCAUCAACAUUCUGUACGCUUAUGAUAGCCGCGUCACAGGAUCAACUCCAUAUACCCUUUUACCAUGAAAGCACAUGUAUCGGUUAAAAGCAACACGAAUCAUUUUGUUAUCUUUCCGCUGAAGAGGGAUGUGUGGGAGGAAGGAAUCCUUCCGGCUAGGAAAUUGAAGACAAGGUCCUUCAGCAACAGACGUGCAGGUGGUACAGAAUGAUACAAAUUUGAUAUGCGGAACUCUAAGCCGACAAAACAUGGAAUUUUCUACGGAUACAACAAAUUGUAUAUAGAUUUGGGAAGGGCUGGCUAUGCUUUCUAUUGAACCUGGCUACUGUGAAGUAGGAGAGCACUUAGCUUUGCUUCACUGAUUGUAUUUCGGUGUUAAAGAUAUAUAGUUAAGUGAUUUAA
This is a messenger RNA of Branchiostoma belcheri (Belcher's lancelet), 2131 nucleotides long. Its product is annotated as neuropeptide FF receptor 2-like. The coding region runs from base 201 to 1277 and encodes 358 amino acids. The transcript has 3 exons. Gene Ontology annotation, cellular component: membrane. Gene Ontology annotation, biological process: G protein-coupled receptor signaling pathway. Lineage: Eukaryota; Metazoa; Chordata; Leptocardii; Amphioxiformes; Branchiostomatidae. Gene Ontology annotation, molecular function: peptide binding; neuropeptide receptor activity. The record is from RefSeq and is a predicted model, not a curated record.